This is a messenger RNA of Daldinia vernicosa, 2477 nucleotides long. RefSeq lists its product as uncharacterized. Gene Ontology annotation, molecular function: zinc ion binding. Bases 441 to 1967 code for a protein of 508 amino acids. The transcript has a single exon. The record is from RefSeq and is a predicted model, not a curated record. Lineage: Eukaryota; Fungi; Ascomycota; Sordariomycetes; Xylariales; Hypoxylaceae.
GUUUCUUUCUACGUCGUCAGCAAUACCUAAUGUCACGAGGUGAGAUUCGGCAUCGCCAGUCCUAUCCAUUCCCUCGGGUCUAGUGAUUACUCGAUCUAGAUAUUAACUGCACAUCAUACAAUGUCGUUUCAGCUGCAACGUCCCUUUUGAGUUGUUCAUUUGCCCGUUUCGACCCGUGGCUGGAGAUUCUGCUUCUUUCCCCCACACCUCCUUUUCCCCUUACUCCUGGUUUGCCAUUUGCCAGUUUAUCAGUUUGCUCUCAACUCACACCGAAUAGGUAAAUUAUGAUUGUACCUUGAACCAACGUAGACCAAGCGGUCUCGAUGUUGGGCCGCUUUUGUCAUAAUGUCGGACAUUUUGGGACUUGGCCUGGUCUGUCUGCCUGUUUCCUACGGCUGGCUAUGUAUGUUAUAUAACCAACCUUCUUCGUCCGUUUCAAUAUGCGUGCAAUGAAUCCUUCGGCAUCUACUUUGUUUCAUCUCAACAAGCUUCCUUCCUAUCACUUACCUAUGUCCCCCCCAACGGAGCGUUUCAGGACGCUUUCACUCGGAAGCAUGCCGCCAGUAACUCGUCUUCAGAGCCGGAAGCAGAGAGUCGAGGUGGAAGACUCGAGCUCCGAGUCAGAUACCGAACGGGAUUUCGAUAUCGACGAUGACGGCUUCAUGGUUUCUCCAUCUAAUCUCAGGUACUCGCUGCAUCUUCUCGACGAAGAGACGCGGGACAACGUCAAUAAAGCUAUAGAGGUGCCCCCGCAGUUCACUUUACGUGGCUGCCAGGCUGGGGACGAGCGCUGCCUCUUCUUGAUAACGGAGCCGGCCGAGUAUACCGUUCGGACUGGCUCGGAACAGAGCGGUUACGGCAUUCCAAGCUGUACCUGCCAGAACGGCGAGCGCGGCGAAUCCCCAUGUCGGCAUAUCCUCUGGCUGUUAGACCAGAUUACUAACCAGGUCCUGGGCGUCCAGAGGAGCCCCUUUUCACUAACAAAGUACGGGUACCCAGCAGAGCUUGGAAACCCUUACGAUGAAAUAUCGGAGUUCCACCUGGACAUGCUGGCCGACAGCCUGCACUGCGACGUCGUCGGCCAGUCCCCCGAUCCCAACCCCAGACGGGUCCGGGAGACGCGGGAGAUACUCGCCUCGCUCAACGAGGUCCCUACCGACGAGUACCGACCGGACCUCUUCAACAACCCGCGCAAAGGCCGGCGCGUCAUCAAGAGAGGCGACCUCGAGCAGACCAUCUUCCGCAUGCUGCUCCGCAACGACGACUUCUUCCAGUACUUCCUCUCUUCCAUGCGCGCCGACGAGAUGCACUCGAACCAGUUCCGCUCGCUGCAGCUCCGCGCCGACGCUGCGCUCGCGGGGCUCCGGCAGUACGCGGAUACUAUUACUACUACUGCUGCUGCUGCUGCUACUAUUCCUACCCCCGAGCAGAACGGCGCGCGUCCCAAGGACGUCAAGUGGUGCGCCGCGCACCUGACCCGCGUAACGCGGCAGAUCCACAGCAUAAUCCACAACACGGAGCGGCCGCUCUCGCGCUGGGAGCUGCGGGCCGCGGCGCGCGCAGCCGUGCACAUCCUCAGCAGCGUCGUGGACUGGGAUGACGACCGGGACGUGGGGCCGCCGACCGUCGUUCCCCGCGCGGAGCGCAAUCUGUUCUUCCGGCUGAUCGGUGGUGAGGACGGGAACGGGAACGGGAACUUCGUCGUGGACAUCCUGGCUUCGAUCCCGCCGGAGGUGCUGGGGCCUUGGGUGGACGAGCUGACGGAUCUGCAGAGGAGGAUUGCGGAGAGGGGGGCGCCGGUUGCGUAUAACGCGAGGUUGGGCUCGCUUGUUAGUCAUUUGAGGGCUCGGUGGACGGCGGGGAGGGAGGGGGUGGAGGGAGGGAGUGGGAGUGGGAGUGGGAGUGGGGGGUCGAAGAGGAUGGGGAUGGGCCAGGGGUUGGGUGGGAGUGCGAAGAGGGUGAGGUGAGCUAGCUGGCUGGCUGGCUGGCUGGCUAUAUCACUCUACGAGCUUGUUCUCUCUCGCUUCUAAUGCGGAGCUGGAGAAAAUAGUAGGUACCUAUUCAGUCCGGGAACAGGCUUUCCCGCCACUGGAACUACCCUACUCUACUCUACCCUACUCUACUCUACCGACGGACACAUGCGAACUAUAAGAUAUAUCUGGUGCGGACCAAUCUCCAUUCCCUCCCUCCCCUUUCAGGAAAAGGGGCAGGUUCUAAUUUUCUAAUCUUUGUGUCUACCUAUCCCGAGCUGCGCUGGGAUGGAUAUCUUGGUUUUGGUUUUGGUUUUGGUUUUUGGUUUUAGGAGGCUGUGGCUACAGGUUACGUUAUGAUUUUUAAAGACUAAGACUACUACUGGAUAGAUGGGGGUUUUCUCGCGAUUCAUAUUUAGUUAGGCUAGGGAGGCAGUUAGAUAGCGUAGGUUAGGUAGCUAGGCAGGUAGGCAUGUAUAGAUUACUACUACUACAACAUAUAAAAUU